This is a messenger RNA of Heteronotia binoei (common prickly gecko), 3105 nucleotides long. RefSeq names its product zinc finger protein 709-like. Gene Ontology annotation, biological process: regulation of DNA-templated transcription. The transcript is spliced from 10 exons. Lineage: Eukaryota; Metazoa; Chordata; Lepidosauria; Squamata; Gekkonidae. The record is from RefSeq and is a predicted model, not a curated record. Gene Ontology annotation, molecular function: RNA polymerase II cis-regulatory region sequence-specific DNA binding; DNA-binding transcription factor activity, RNA polymerase II-specific. The coding region runs from base 1 to 3105 and encodes 1034 amino acids.
AUGGCCUCUUGCGGGCUUAAAGAAUUGACGCUAAAAACCCUCUUUCUGGUGGGCAUCACUUCGGCACGGAGAGUGUCGGAGUUGAGGGCUCUUUCGGUGGAUAAGGAGUUGUGUACCUUUCAUAAUGAAAAGGUGGUUCUGAGACCGGACCCAUCUUUUGUUCCUAAGAUGUGGGGACCGUCUUUGAAGAUGGAAGUGGAGGUCUCUGAGGAGGAAGGGUCUCCCUUGGAGGAAGAGCAGAAGGCGCAGGCCCAGGAGCGUGCCCAAGAGGCCCUCUCACAUGGCAGUGAAGAGACGUUCGAGGAGGUGGCUGUGUUUUUCACCGAGGCUGAGUGGGCCCUGCUGGAUCCAGACCAAAGAGGUCUCUACAGGGAAGUCAUGCUGGAGAACUACAGGAAUGUGGCCUCUUGCUCAGAGUGUGGAAAGAUAUUCAGUGCGAAUUCCAGUCUUCAAAAGCAUAUAAGAACCCACACAGGGGAGAAACCAUAUGAAUGCUCAGAGUGUGGAAAGAGAUUCAGUCAGUGUAGCAGUCUUCAGUAUCAUCAAAGAACCCACACAGGGGAGAAACCAUAUGAAUGCUCAGAAUGUGGAAAGAGAUUCAGUCAGUGUCGCAAUCUUCAGCAGCAUCAGAGAACCCACACAGGGGAGAAACCUUUUGAAUGCUCAGAGUGUGGAAAGAGAUUCGGUCACUGUAGCAGUCUACAGUAUCAUCAAAGAACCCACACAGGGGAGAAACCUUUUGAAUGCUCAGAGUGUGGAAAGAGAUUCAGUCUGAAAUACACUCUUCAAAAGCAUCUAAGAACCCACACAGAGGAGAAACCUUUUGAAUGCUCAGUGUGCGGAAAGUCAUUCAGUCAGUGUGGCUAUCUUCAGUAUCAUCAAAGAAACCACACAGGGGAGAAACCAUUUGAAUGCUCAGAGUGUGGAAAGAGAUUCAGUGCAAAUGGUGGUCUUCAACAGCAUAAGAAAACCCACACAGGGGAGAAACCUUUUAAAUGCUUAGAGUGUGGAAAGAAAUUCAGUGUGAGUAGCAAUCUUCAACAGCAUAAGAGAACCCACACAGGGGAGAAACCUUUUGAAUGCUCUGUGUGUAGAAAGAGAUUCAGUCAGUGUCGCAGUCUUCAGCAGCAUCAGAGAACCCACACAGGGGAGAAACCUUUUGAAUGCUCAGAGUGUGGAAAGAGAUUCAGUGUAAGUGGCAGUCUUCAAAAUCAUCUAAGAACACACACAGGGGAGAAACCUUUUGAAUGCUCAGUGUGCAGAAAGAGAUUCAGUCAGUGUCGCAGUCUUCAGCAGCAUCAGAGAACCCACACAGGGGAGAAACCUUUUGAAUGCUCAGAGUGUGGAAAGAGAUUCAGUUUGAGUGCCACUCUUCAGCAGCAUCAGAAAACUCACACUGGUGAGAAACCUUUUGAAUGCUCAGAGUGUGGAAAGAGAUUCAGCCGCAGUGGCUAUCUUCAAAAGCAUAAGAGAACCCACACAGGGGAGAAACCUUUUGAAUGCUCAGAGUGUGGAAAGAGAUUCAGUCAGUGUUACAUUCUUCAAAAGCAUCUAAGAACCCACUCAGGGGAGAAACCUUUUGAAUGCUCAGAGUGCGGAAAGACAUUCAGUCAGUAUGGCCAUCUUCAGUAUCAUCAAAGAACCCACACAGGGGAGAAACCGUUUGAAUGCUCAGAGUGUGGAAAGAGAUUUAGUGUGAAUUCCAGUCUUCAGUAUCAUCAAAGAACCCACACAGGGGAGAGACCGUUUGAAUGCUCAGAGUGUGGAAAGAGAUUCAUUGCAAAUGAUGGUCUUCAGUAUCAUCAGAGAACCCACACAGGGGAGAAACCGUUUGAAUGCUCAGAGUGUGGAAAGAGAUUCAGUGUGAAUUCCAAUCUUCAAAAGCAUCUAAGAACCCACACAGGAGAGAAACCUUUUGAAUGCUCAGAGUGUGGAAAGAGAUUCAGUAGGAAUGGCAGUCUUCAGAGGCAUCAGAGAACCCACACAGGGGAGAAACCUUUUGAAUGCUCAGAGUGUGGAAAGAAAUUCAGUGUGAAUUCCAAUCUUCAAAAACAUCUAAGAACUCACACAGGGGAGAAACCUUUUGAAUGCUCAGAGUGUGGAAAGAGAUUCAGUAUGAAUUCCAGUCUUCAGCUGCAUCAGAGAACCCACACUGGGGAGAAACCUUUUGCAUGCUCAGAGUGUGGAAAGAGAUUCAGUAUGAAUUCCAGUCUUCAGCUGCAUCAGAGAACCCACACUGGGGAGAAACCUUUUGAAUGCUUAGAGUGUGGAAAGAGAUUUAGUAACAGUGGCAAUCUUCAAAGGCAUCAAAAAACCCUGGAAGUAACCCAAGAGAAGGGAAAGGAGAUGGAAGAGCAGGACCCAGAAGAACCUGGAACGGGAAAGAGAGAAAGCAAAGGCCGCAAACCUACCCUAGCUGGGAGUGGUGUUGGAUUCUGGGACAGCCCUGAGCCAGAGGUCUGUUAUCAGGUCACGGCGAACUCAGAGGAAUAUCGCCAGCAUUUCCGGCAAUUCAGCUACCAUGAGUCUGAUGGGCCCCGAGAGAUGUGGGGACCAUCUGUGAAGAUGGAAGCGGAGGUCUCUGAGGAGGAAGGGUCUCCCUUGGAAGAAGAGCAGAAGGCGCAGGCCCAGGAGCGUGCCCAAGAGGCCCUCUCACACGGGGGCCUUUUGCUCCUGCAGUUGCUGCUCAUGUGUCUGAGCGAGAGGGGCUCUGAAGGCUGCUCCCUUUACCCCCCUGGCAAGCUCUCCAUCCUGCACCAGCCCAGAAUGCCCCUGUCCAGAAAAGCAGGGAUGUACAAGAGGCUGCAGUGGAGACAGACGAAGGGCUGGAGAGUCUCUCAAGAGGAUCUCAACACAAUAUUCCCUUCCCGAGGGAACUGGCUGCCACAGGAGAUGUUGAAGAGCCAGUUGGGGAAUUUCAUGGGUUCCCACUGGAAAAAGCCAAGACUGAACAAGCUGAAGGAAACUUCGAGAACAGCGAUGAACCACAGAGGCAGGAAGGAAAUUGUACAGCAAAAUGGGGAGUUAAGACCAUUCCUUGCCAAGGAAGCAGCUUCCAUGAAAACCCAGUCUCCAGCCGUCACCAACGGACUCUUUCAGGAGUGA